This is a messenger RNA of Pimephales promelas (fathead minnow), 5583 nucleotides long. It is a transcript of the gene efs, whose product is annotated as embryonal Fyn-associated substrate. Gene Ontology annotation, biological process: cell migration; cell surface receptor protein tyrosine kinase signaling pathway. Gene Ontology annotation, cellular component: cytoplasm; plasma membrane. NCBI's taxonomy places the organism in Eukaryota, Metazoa, Chordata, Actinopteri, Cypriniformes, Leuciscidae. Gene Ontology annotation, molecular function: protein binding. The record is from RefSeq and is a predicted model, not a curated record.
UUCAAAACCAAGAAGGCCAGGGUAGGGCGAAGCCUGGCGGAGCGAGACGUGUAUCCCUAAAGAAAGAAAAGAAAAACAACAGCCGUGCAUUGUAGUCUUUUGAGAAGAUAUGAUUUGCGAGGGUUGACUCUUUUGGUGUAUUUCCAAAUGCUAUUCCCAGACAUGUGAACGGUUCAAUAUGUGCAGCAACUGUCAGAUGUGAUGAAAGUCACAGACUGCAAGGGACAACGAUCAUGGUUUUGAGAAAUUGAUCUUUCUGGAAAUAAAGGCCAUCGUAUUUACCACCACUACACAGCUCAGGUUAAUGGAAAACCAGAUCUGCAAAACCUGCAGAUGAGUCACACGGUGCACAUGUAAAUGGGAUACAUCUUCUGUGGAGAGCCCAUGUGGAAAUAACAUCCAAAAACUGUGGAGAACCAGCUUCAAUCAUGUCCCUUUCGACGGUGCUCGCAAAGGCUCUUUUUGACAAUGCCGCUGAAAGUCCUGAGGAGUUGGCAUUCCGCAAAGGUGAUAUCUUGAUGGUUCUGGACCAGGAGCAGGACGGCGGACCAGGGUGGUGGCUUUGCUCUUUACAUGGCCGCCAAGGCAUUGCCCCCGCCAACCGAUUACGCCUUCUCCAAACUGCUCCUACUCCCGCUUUGAGUGCAGGCACAGAUCCCCGAAGGGCUCCUAGUGUGGACUCUGUCCAUUUAUCGUCUAGCCAGCAUUGCAGGGUAAAUGGAUUGAGCGCUGAAGAUUCAGAUGGGGUGUAUCUCUCACCACCCAGCUUAGCUGAAGGAGUGUACCAGAGCCCUGGGGCUGGUCCGUCUCCAAUCAGGUCUGGAGAGCUACGUAACUCUGAUGCAGGAAGACCACGAUCGCAUUCUAGUUCUGGCACCAGGCCUCGUCCGGACUGGGGGGAUGUGGGUGUGGUGGGACGACCCCGCUCGCCCUCACUUAGAGGACGGGGUGGCGAGUCAGGGACCCUCUACCAGACACCCACCUCGCCUGCACCACAACACAAAUCACAAGGUGCACUGGCAUCAGACUCAGUGUACCUGACUCCAAGUGCUGUUCCCAGGUCUGCAACAGAAACAGCAGGGGAAGCAAGAUAUUUAAGCCCACGAGAUGCAGGGGCUGGGCAUUCUGAUGGGUGCUACUUGGUGCCAAGACCAGCUGUCACUGUGCUGACCAAUGAAAAUUUAUAUCAGACUCCUACAAGUGGUUCCACAGUGGCAGGACAAUGCAUACCGGGAAUGACUUCAAGACUUGCGGAUGGGAUCGCACCCAGAAGUAGCUCGACUUCUUCCAUUAGUCCUUCUCAGAGUAAGAGUGGCCAGGAUGCCCCAGGAAUGUACCAAACCCCAACCCCGCCUGGGGGAGCCAUAUCUAGGACCCCUCAAUCUGAGCGAAAACACCCUGCUGGAACUGUAGGUGUGUCUGGUGCCUCAACACCUGGCCAAACUCUUAAGCAAACACCUCCUUCUGCACGAGGAUCCCAGAAGGGUACUAUUUCAACUCCUCCUGCUGGUCGAGGAAAACAGGCCCAGGGUGUCCUCAGAGAUUCCCCUCUACUCGCCAGGAUGGGAAAGUCCGGAGUACCGGGGUCCCCAAACCUUGGCCGCAAACCCCCUCCCCCAGCACCUCCUGUUAGAAGUGUAACCAGGAAGGAUUCACCACAUUCUAACUCAAUUCCACCCACUAAACCUGUUCUUCAGGAUCACCCUGCACCCCCACCCACAAACAUGUUGGAGGCAAAGGGACAAACACAAGCAGAAGAGAUGAAGAAAGACAGUGAAAUGGUGACCAAGAGGGAGAGUGCAAGUUCACAGGAUGAGAAACUCAGCGAGGAGGUAUAUGAUACACCACCCACUAAUAGGUGGCAACAUCCAGUUUCUGCUAUGCCUUCUGAGGAGGAGGAUGGGAUCUAUAACACACCUCGUGCUCUACCCCUACACACUGACCAGGCCUCUGAGAUUUAUGAUGUUCCUACUCUGGCCCUGAAUUCCUCUUCUGACCAUCAGCAGCAAGCCUACAAUAUUCUGGGAUCCGCUGCUGUGGCUGGAGAUGCAGAGGAUGAGGAUGUGUACAGUGUUCCCAGUCUUCCUGGUUUACCCAUGGAGGUGAGUGAGGGAUUAACUGCAGAAACCACUGGAAAUGGACGUAGCUAUUCGAUUUCCAGUCCAAGAAAGCAAGACUUAACCUCUGAGGAUGUGUCGGAACCUGACGGAGGCAUCUACGACAUGCCUGCCCUCACUCUGGAAAUCCCAACACGCCGUUUGUCUGUAUCAAGCACCGGCUCCGGAGACAUCCAGUGGAAGGCGUCUCUCUCUGCUCUCGUUCAAUCCGCUCUGACCUCCACCUCUCUCACCACCACCCCCUCCCGAGACCUCGCCACGGCGUUGGCUGAGAUCCUUUCCGUCUGGAAGGCUGGCCAUGUUGGUGAUGUUCCUCCAGUUCUCCAGCAGCUUUGGUCCCGUCUCUCUGACCUGCUUCCCGCCCUCUCUGUGUGCGGUACGGCCCCUCCAGCUGAUGGUCUGCUCACGAUGGUCCGCUGCGCUCUUGAAGACACCGCUUCCCUUUUACAGAGUCAAGCGCGACCUCGUCUACCUUCUCAGGAGUCUCUGUCCCGGAGACCUCUACCUGCUUUGCCGGUGGCGGAGGUCAAACCGAUCUCAGGGGACAUGGGGUCACGGAAGGGCAGCUGGAUCCAGGAACGACCACUGCCGCCUCCGCCACCUACAGCUUUCCCAUUGCCCUCAGCACCAGUUUCUUUAGCCCCUACUGUGGGAAGGAUGGAGGAUGAGGAACAAGGGAAUGAGUAUGCAGGAAUCGGUCUAACUCCUACUCCGCUGCCUUCAUACCCUGUAGGUGAUAGUGUGGGAUACGUCAAACUGCAGGGGAAGCCGGAGCCUCCACCAGACAUCCAUACAGAGCACAGUUCUUCACAGCUUAUCAACACAGCUGAUAAUAAAUUGACUCCUUCACCCCAAGUCUCUCUGACUCUGGAAGAUUCAGAGCUGCUCUCCUUCUAUUCCUCCCAAAGUCUUUCUCAUCUUUCUUGCCUGGCUGAUGCCAUCGACUCCCUGUUCACAAGUGUCCAAGGGAACCAACCACCCCGAGUCUUUGUUUCCAGGGGGAAAAGUCUCAUUGUGACUGCACACAAACUUGUCUUUAUUGGAGACACACUUGCAAGGCUUCUCAGCUCUUCAGACCUCAGAACAAAGGUCACCACCUCCAGUGGACGCCUCUGCCAAGCUCUAAAGGCCGUUGUCGUGGCAACCAAGGGUGCAGCCCAGAAUUAUCCUUCAGUCCCGGCUACGCAAGAAAUGGUGGACAGAGUAGCUGAUCUAUCCCAGCAUGCAGCUGGGUUCUCUGGGCUUUUGCAGCGAUUAGCCGAGAUAUCUUGAUGUUAUUUGUGCGGGAUUUAACUUUCAUUAUUUUUCACAGUGGAAUGCCUUAUUAUUUUUGUUAUUUUUAUAUAUAUAUAUUUCACAGUUGAUUGCGUUUGAGGUGGUAUCAAAAGCGUGUCACUGCUUGUAUCGGUUCAACAGUGAUAAAUGGUGAUCAGACAGUUUGUGAGUAUGUGUUGGAGUGUAUCUGCUUGCCUGUGGAGGUUUUUGACACUUUAGACUGGUGUUUCUUUUUUUUUCUUUUUGGUGCCAAGCACACUUAAAACGUUUUAAUAACUUAUUAAUGGAUGUUUUUGUUUGAAGAACCUCAGGCACAUUUUAAUAGCUUUAUUUUGUCCCCUUAACCAUAUUGAUAUCAAUGAGGUAAAAGUGAUUUUCGCUAUUUAAGGGUGCUCUUGUAAACUGGUUUAAUUAUUCAGUUUGUUUGUAAAUGUGAAGUGGCCUUGGUGUUAUAGAGAUUGAAGUGACUAAUUUGAAAGCCCAGGAGGUUUCAGUUGUCCUGCAAAUGUAACUAAAACAGAUUAAGUUAAACUAGUUUCCGAAGUUGAUCAAGGAGGAAUGCUUGAUUAUUUAAACAGACAUGAAGUGAGCGAUUCAAUGUUUAAUUUUUGGGAGAGAUAUUAGAUAGUGGUUUCCCACAAUGCGGAUUCAGAUAAACCUGUCUGUCAGGUCCACUCAACCUCUUUUUCACACUCUUUGUUUCCCUCACUGAUUUUUUUUCCUGUAAUUUUCACACUCCCACAGUCAGUUUCUGCUCAUGCUCACAAAGGCAGCUUAAGGGUGAAGCAGUUUGAGCAACAGCUCUUGCACAACUAAUAUUAUACAGGGUUUUUUGUUUUUUAAAUAUGCUAUGCAGCAUUUCUGAGCAAUAUUAUCCAUUCGCUUCCAGAGUGGCAGUCGAAAUGCUGGUGCUUACAAUAAUUCGUAUGUAAACAGGCUUAGUUCUAACGAGACUGAGCUUUGUGUAUUUUACUCAUUUAAGAGAGCUCACACAGGUUGAAACAUGCACCUGUUUCCCUCCUGUCUUGAAAAAUCAAGUCUGUGUCAUAAAUGUACACUCGUGUUUACAAGACGCCCUCAUAGUCUGUACCUCAGAGUCCAUUCCUCCAUCUGUUAAUUCCUCCACCUGCUCUCUCUCUCUGCUCCUUCCCCCAUCUCUGUCUGUAAAUGCCCACGUCUCAUCAUGUUGGGUAUAAUGCUAUCAGUGUUAUUCUUCCUGUUUAACUUUAGUUUAGGUUGACUGGUUUAUUUGGAUCAUUAUGACUUCUCAUAAUGACAUUAUGACAUUGAUCAACAUGCAAUAAAACUUGCAAUUUACUGAAUCAGCCAUAACAUGUCAUAGUUUAAAUCUCAAGUAGCCUUCUAUAUAUUUCUGCCUUUUUUUAAAAAGUGGCCUUUUUAGUUUUUACAUAUUUUGUCAGUCCUAUCACAAUGGAUGCAGUGGACUUGGUGUUAAAAUGUGUUGAAAAGUCCAAUUGGGUGGAGGAAGUUUUGAAGCGGUUUUAGAUUAUUUACCCUGGUGUUGGUGUGUUAGUUGACUCAAAGUGCCACCUGGUGGGCUUUAUCAGUAUUACUUUACAACCUACUUGGAUAAGUAAAAAAAAAGAAAAGAAAAUAAGAACCUCACCUCAACAGGUACUUCAAAAUAUGCUUUUAAACAUUCUCUGGUAGAUGGACAAAACUACAAAACUAACUUUUUCUUGUGAAGGAGCCCUUCUAUCCUUCUGUACAAAAUAUGUAUUAUAUAACAACUGCAAUUAUCAGUAGUCCUCAACAAGCAAGCUUUCCUCUGAAAAAGGCUCACAUAUCUUGUUUGUCUUAAGUUCUUAAAUUAAGUGCUUAUAGUAAUGCUUAGAUUUGAUGGCCUAUAUAGUUAUAUUUAUUUGGUUUUGUUAAUCAAAUGUCUGCAUGGCUUUAAGUUGCUUAUUAAAGAAAUAUAUGCACAUGUAACCAGGGAUGUUUUCACGCAACUUUGCAUUAAUAAUUCAAAGUUUGCUUUAAGAAUGUGAUAUUUCUUUAUUUGGUACCAGAAUGUAUUUUUUGACAUGCAUAUUUUGUGCUUCUUUACUCUAGGUUAAUGUUUUGACAUUAUGUUUGUAAGACACGCUCCACAGGUACUUUGCAUAGAGAGAGUCUUUGGUACUUGUCAAAUGGUGAGAUUCUUCAAAAUACAUUUUUGUUACUGAACACA